ACAAUGACAUUGAGUUGAAUUUAUUUGUACCUUCUAAUUCUCAAGAGAGAGACUCUGAAACUCAAGCUGUCUUUGAAAAAGACUGUUUUUAUUCAGUUCGUGAUGCCAAGUCUAAUAAAUGUCCUUUGAAGAUUUCCUUGGUGGGAAUUCCUCAAGAAUUACCACGGAUAGUAGCAAAUGAUGAGAAUGCAAUAUUUAAUGUGAUGGUAAAUGAUUAUGCUGGAGAGGAGUAUAAUUUUACUGUAAAGGUUGUUUUUCCGCAUCUGGUCUCACGAUUUUCGCAUUUGAAAACUAUAAUUCGUCUGCAAGAGUCACUUAUCUUUGUUGUUGGACAAUUAGAAGUCAUUAACAAUGUCUUUUAUAUUUACAUGAAGGAUUUCAAUUUUAUUGAUUAUCAUUUUUUAUCCAAGCAAAAGGUUUUUGAUAGCAGUAGUUCUCGUAAUUCGUCAGAAGUUAGUUAUACUAUUCGGUCAAAACUUCUUUCUAUUUACCGAAAUAUUACUGAAACUUCAAAGGAAGCUUGUGAAUUUAAGGCAUCAAGGGAGGUGACAGGUAAAUUUUCUUCGGACCGUUCAAUAUUCGACUAUUUUAAUAAUUUUGCAACUACUUUAAAUGAUGUUGGUGAUGACGAAUUACAUUCGGAUGAGGUUAUAAAUGCAAAUAAAUCUGUUCAGAGUGAUGAUAUUAAAGACUCACAAAUUAAGAGAAAGCGUCAAAGAAGUACUGUUAAUAACAAUAAGAAAAGAAGGCGAUUUAAUAAUCGGUCUUUACGUGGUACUUUAAGAUCAAGUAAACCUGAUCGUGACGUAGAAAUUGAAAAGGAAUAA
Messenger RNA from Racocetra persica, 827 nucleotides. NCBI's taxonomy places the organism in Eukaryota, Fungi, Glomeromycota, Glomeromycetes, Diversisporales, Gigasporaceae. The record is from the annotation of a GenBank genome assembly.